AUGCAGGGUGCCAAUCACCAACAGGCCCCAGAGAUCGAAGGAUGUUCCAUCGCCAAUUUCAAUACCACCUACAUCAACAUGACUACCAGACGUAACCUUCCUGCAGCCGAAUACUACAGGGCCUGCAUACUGGGCCUCACUGGCAAGGACAUACAUCACAAUAUUCAGUACUCAAUUGAACCCACACGGAACAAAUUCGAGCCACCCAGGCAAGUCACUGUUGUCAGGGAUUAUGAUAGCUUCCUCUCCUUCACCGACUGGCUGCCUGUCAAGUCAGAUCUGUUCCUAUACCCCAUCAAUAAUCCAAUCGACACCUUGCACUCCAGUGUUCAUUUUAAGGUGCCUAUGAGCCUACGAGACAGACAGGCUGACAUACUUAUGUGCCCACAUCGUGUCCCCAACAUUUGUUUGGGUGCAAUUGGCAUCCGUACCAAAGUGCGGUUGUUCUUCCCACGGCUACAUCACGUCGACAGGAAGGACGUCGAGUUGACAUUUGAAGAGAAGCGAGGCCUGUAUGAAAAGGGUUUGAUGCCAGUCCUUCGCAACCUCAGUCCUGACACAGUGACUAAUUGGCCUGUCAACUACGAGGGUGCACAGACACGUGCGAGGAAGACUCGUGGAUUGUUUCAGUAUGGCACUCGUCCUUUCUCUGGCUCCCGAGUCAGGCGUUUCGGGUUCGAUCUAGCAGAGGCAUUGGGUACUGCAUUCCCCUGGGCAAAAGGGAUGCUCUUCAUGAUCCAGGUGCAAGGUGUGAAGGAGGCUCACCAACACCAUCCCGACGACAUCGACAAGGCAGAGGAUGCUUUGAGGAAUGCUCUCAGUGAUUUUCAUUAUGAUGAGCUGAUGGAAGAAGGUCAUUGUUAUGUCGAUGUCGGCCUUGAGCUGUCGGAGCCGGGCUAUGCAUUUCAAUGGCGCACUGAUGCUCACUAUGAGCUUCUCCAGGCUUUCACAGACAUGGAACCACAACGCACCCGCAACUUACUCGAGUCUCGCACAUUCGCUGUUGAUUACUCAUCUGGGUUGAUACAACUCUCCGGUUGUCGUGUCCCCAUCCCCAUACGCAACAACACAGACCCAGUCUAUUUCCAGGCCUACACAACAGAUAAAGCUCUCAUCCAGCAAAAAGAUCGCGGCCGACACGGUUUGGCGCUCACCGGCAAGGCUGCAUUGGCAGACGUGACUCCGCCAUACUUACAACGCCUCUUUGGAUUGUACUUUGAUGCUAAGGACACCCAUGACUGUGCUGCGAGGGUGGAGGUUCGAAUUCGGCUGAAAGACGUAUUCACUCAUGCCCUUGAUUUUCCUGGGUGGCUCAUGACAGAGAGUUUGCAAUGGAGAUGUGUCCGCCUCCAAUCAAUAAUCCGCACCUUAAAACUCCAGAACGAAGGACCGCCUGAGCUCCGCUUCACUUCCACUGCCCUCACUCUCACCGCAGGACUCACGUGGCUUGCCAAUGGUCUCCACUCUCGUCCUGACGAUGGUUCGGCUGCACGGGAUUUGAUAUGUGCAAUUCUCCCCCUCACGCACGAUUAUGAUGUAGACGGCAUUCAAAUCGUCCCUCGCCAAGACCACAUUGACAAUGAUGAUGGCCUCCCUUUCUGCGCUCAUGGGGCAUUCUUCUUGCGAGAUAUGGUGUUCCCCCCCAUCGCGGAUGUGCCACGCAUGACCCGGACCAAUGUCAUCAGCCACACCUCCUACAAGUAUUUCUUCGGUUGCGAUUUCAAUGUGCUCCGCAACAUGCACAACCCCACGGCAUACAUCCCUCGCAAUAGGAUUCCAAAAUCUCGGGUCAAUACACAGAAAGGCAUGUCCAAGCGCCACAGGGCUGAAAUUCCUGAGCCAUCUGCUGCCUUUGCAGACAUGGAGUACGAUGCUCCUCGUCCACCACAAGAUAUUGGUCAAGAUUUGCCAUUUGAUGAACGACUCGACUUACCUCCGGCCCUUAACGAGGAUUUUGCUAUCACCAUCACCAAGCAUUGGCACCAAUUCUGUAGUGAUGUCCUUCAGAAAUGUGGCAACAUGAAAGGCAACCCAUUGUCCCCUUCCCAUUGCCGUCUCACCAUGCAUGAACGUCUGGUCAUCACAGACGACAUUUACAAAGAGACCAACCUUGCUCUCAUUUUUAACCGUGUCCAGUGGAAGAGAGCACUUCCUAUGGAAUGGCGGGAGGCAUUUGAUAAGUUCUUUCCCCCUCCUCGUACAGCACCCCCCCUCCAACCCCAAAAUUAUCCCAACAUGACAUACUGGAUCGAGUGGGCAGAUAUGAAGAGGGACAAACCGGCUGCCAUCAUCGAUAUUAUUAGGUCCAAGUACUGGGAUCUUUUCAAGGAGUUAUAUUGGAUUCCCAAGCCAUACAAUGACCGUCUCUGGAAAUACACCCCAGACUCCGCCUUUGUCAUCCUUCCAUCCACUCACACAUCAUCUGCUCCUCACCUGCUCAUUAAUCCUGGCAGACGUGCUCCAACAUGGGACCCUGAACGUGUCGCUGGAGAAGCAGUUGAAGUGGCGGAAGAAGAGGAAGAGGAGCCAGCAGUUCAAGAUCCUGACUAUGUGCCAGCAACGGAGUGGAUUGACAAUGUGCCACCAAUUCCCAUGCGCAUUUAUAUGAGGCAAGAGGAAGAGGAGUCUGGAUCUGACACUGAAUGA
Molecule: messenger RNA, 2646 nt
Organism: Suillus paluster
Lineage: Eukaryota; Fungi; Basidiomycota; Agaricomycetes; Boletales; Suillaceae
Exons: 3
Coding region: 1-2646 (881 amino acids)
Source: RefSeq, a predicted model, not a curated record